Pongo pygmaeus (Bornean orangutan) is the source of this 2498-nucleotide messenger RNA. RefSeq names its product distal-less homeobox 2 (gene DLX2). The record is from RefSeq and is a predicted model, not a curated record. Bases 409 to 1395 code for a protein of 328 amino acids. Gene Ontology annotation, biological process: negative regulation of transcription by RNA polymerase II; cell differentiation; embryo development. The transcript is spliced from 3 exons. Gene Ontology annotation, molecular function: DNA-binding transcription factor activity, RNA polymerase II-specific; RNA polymerase II cis-regulatory region sequence-specific DNA binding. NCBI's taxonomy places the organism in Eukaryota, Metazoa, Chordata, Mammalia, Primates, Hominidae.
CUCACGUGACGAGUGUUAAAUGCCCACACUGCAAGAGCCCGCCUGGCAGACAAUCGUAAAGCCGCUCGGGGCCGUUCACCUGCUCCCGCCUCCCAGAGCCCCGACCCGGCCCAGCCACCCCUGCCCCCUCCACUGCCUGCCCCCCGCCAGAGCCCGCGCUCGCGCUGGGCAAGGAGCCGAGCGGGUCCAGAGGCCGAAAGAGGAUGCGACCAGAGGCAGCUGUCCCGAGCAGCGCACGGUGAUCGCCUCCCCCGGAGGAGGAGGCGCCUAGACGGUUGCCUCCUUUCUUGUUUCCCCACCACCACCCCCGUAAUUACAUUGGCUGCUGGAGGGGACCGGGAGAGACAGAGGAGGCGCCUGGCUUCCCCCGCACGCCCGCCGCCUCUGCUCUUUCCGUCUCGGGCCAGGAUGACUGGAGUCUUUGACAGUCUAGUGGCUGAUAUGCACUCGACCCAGAUCGCCGCCUCCAGCACGUACCACCAGCACCAGCAGCCCCCGAGCGGCGGCGGCGCCGGCCCGGGUGGCAACAACAGCAGCAGCAGCAGCCUCCACAAGCCCCAAGAGUCGCCCACCCUUCCGGUGUCCACCGCCACCGACAGCAGCUACUACACCAACCAGCAGCACCCGGCGGGCGGCGGCGGCGGCGGGGGAUCGCCCUACGCGCACAUGGGUUCCUACCAGUACCAAGCCAGUGGCCUCAACAACGUCCCUUACUCCGCCAAGAGCAGCUAUGACCUGGGCUACACCGCCGCCUACACCUCCUACGCUCCCUAUGGAACCAGUUCUUCCCCAGCCAACAACGAGCCUGAGAAGGAGGACCUUGAGCCUGAAAUCCGGAUAGUGAACGGGAAGCCAAAGAAAGUCCGGAAACCCCGCACCAUCUACUCCAGUUUCCAGCUGGCGGCUCUUCAGCGGCGUUUCCAAAAGACUCAAUACUUGGCCUUGCCGGAGCGAGCAGAGCUGGCGGCCUCUCUGGGCCUCACCCAGACUCAGGUCAAAAUCUGGUUCCAGAACCGCCGGUCCAAGUUCAAGAAGAUGUGGAAAAGUGGUGAGAUCCCCUCGGAGCAGCACCCUGGGACAAGCGCUUCUCCACCUUGUGCUUCGCCGCCAGUCUCAGCGCCGGCCUCCUGGGACUUUGGUGCGCCGCAGCGGAUGGCGGGCGGCGGUGGUCCGAGCAGUGGCGGCAGCGGCGCCGGCAGCUCGGGCUCCAGCCCGAGCAGCGCGGCCUCUGCUUUUCUGGGCAACUACCCCUGGUACCACCAGGCCUCGGGAUCCGCCUCACACCUGCAGGCCACGGCGCCGCUGCUGCACCCCACUCAGACCCCGCAGCCGCAUCACCACCACCACCACCACGGCGGCGGGGGCGCCCCGGUGAGCGCGGGGACGAUUUUCUAACCCCAGGGAGAACUCGCCAGAGACUGAGAGCAGAGACCACUUAUCCUCAUUGCUUACCCCGAGCCGGGGUUCCCUCCUCCCGGCCCGCUGCCGCCACCCACCUCUCCUGGAGGCUGCGAUCUGCAGUGGCCCGUCUCAGGCCCUGCUCCCUCCCGGGGCCACCAAACGGGCCCCUCUCUCGGGGCAACCGGACAGCAGCUUGGCAAAGGCCUCCCUAAAAGGCCGCAUUUCUGACCUGAGCCCCGGGUCUCGGCUGUUUCGAGCCCCGCCUCGGACUUGCCUUCCCUCCCCUCCGGGUGAGCCUGUCUGGCGCCUUUCUCGCCCCGGGCUGAGAGCUGGGUCCCGGGAGAUGGACGCCUCCCAGGCGCGCGAGGCUUCCCGGGCGCUCUGAGGCUUCUUUCUCCUCGCCAGCCCCCCGGGCUCAGCUCGGACGCUGCAGUUAUCGACCUCCCGGUCCCGCCUGCCCGCCCUCCCCCACGUGGCCCCUUGACCCGGGCGGCCUCGCCGCUUCUUUCCUCCCUGCAGUUCCCAGCCCUCGGAGCCCCCAUCCCUUAUCUUACCCCACCGCGCUCCCCCAGGAGCGCUCCCUCAGCUCUCUCCUCAUCCAUCACCAGUGGAGUUUUUUUAUUUUUAUUUUUUUAAAAGUUUAGGUGCCUUUGCGGAUGACCUCAUUUUGAUGUUGAAAAAAUGAUUUUUUAAUAUGUGAACACUGCAAAAAUGUGUUUAAAUUAUCUUUUUUAAAACCUAUUCAGGAUUAUUAGCCUGGACUUGGACACAGAGUUUGUAAAUAAAGGUGUCUGUGCAGAUUUUUCCCACUGAUUUGUUUGUAUAAAAAUACCCAUCUUUUCAGACUUUUUUGUAAACCCCCAGUUGUGAAAACUGCAGUUUAGCAGUGACCUCAGCAACCCCUCCUUUUUAUUUUUUCCUUUAAAAACAUUUCAGUUAAAUUAAGCUACUGAUUUGGAUUUGUUUUAUCGUAUCCUAAAGUCUUUGUUGUUGAAAUGAAAGGUAUUUUGGGGUUAUUUAUUAUGAAAACAACAUGCUCUUAAUGUUGAUUUUACAAUAUGAAGAGAUUAUUUAAAUAAAUUAUUGUUUUCAUUGGA